AUGAGGCAAGGUGAUCACGUUGAGUUAGCCUCGCUGGACUUGGCCAAAGCCUACAAUAGGGCAUGGAUGCCUGGAGUGUUGCGUCAAUUGGCGGACUGGGGCAUUACUGGAAAUAUGCUGAAAUUUCUGCAAAACUACCUGUCUCACCGAACUUUCCAGGUCGCUAUUGGUAAUCAUCGCUCGAAAACGGUUUGUGAAGAAACCGGAGUCCCACAAGGCUCCGUCAUAGCCGUUACCCUGUUUCUCGUUGCCAUGAACGGCAUUUUCAUCAGAUUGCCGGCAGGCAUUUUCAUCCUAGUGUACGCUGACGACAUUUAG
Messenger RNA from Aedes albopictus (Asian tiger mosquito), 318 nucleotides. RefSeq lists its product as uncharacterized. The transcript has a single exon. The record is from RefSeq and is a predicted model, not a curated record. Bases 1 to 318 code for a protein of 105 amino acids. Lineage: Eukaryota; Metazoa; Arthropoda; Insecta; Diptera; Culicidae.